This is a messenger RNA of Sphaeroforma arctica JP610, 2014 nucleotides long. RefSeq lists its product as hypothetical. NCBI's taxonomy places the organism in Eukaryota, Ichthyosporea, Ichthyophonida. Gene Ontology annotation, biological process: protein deubiquitination. The coding region runs from base 234 to 1808 and encodes 524 amino acids. The transcript has 14 exons. Gene Ontology annotation, molecular function: cysteine-type deubiquitinase activity; zinc ion binding. The record is from RefSeq and is a predicted model, not a curated record.
UAGCACUCUCGAGGGGAGCUCAUUGAGUAGUGGUGUAUAAGAAAGAUCUAUCGAAAUAGAGUGGUAGCGGUCUCUGAAAUCGACCCUCCUCUCUGAAAUCUGGAUCUUCCUCGUGUACAAAGAAAUUACCUUCGGACAUCCUCGGACGCUAGUGUCAAGGAAAUUUCAAACUAGAGGCGGAGAGGCACCGCAGACACGUGACGGAUUGGCAAGGCCAGUAGCCUGUGGUGGAGAUGGCGUCGCUUAAAUCGAUUACUUACCGUGAAAACUACAAAGGGUGUAAGCACGCACGUACCCUGACUCAGAAAAAAGGUCUUGAGCAACUGAAGGCGUUCAAGAAAUGCUCCCAGUAUUUCCGAGAGAAUAAGAGCGACUAUACACCAACUUGUCGAACGUGCGGAGAUAUAGGCGGUAACCUCCAUGCUUGCUUGACUUGCGCCUCCUAUCACUGCCGAAGGAAGGAGCACCUGAAACAACAUUACAAAGAAACUAAGCACGAGCUGGCAAUCGACGUGGCCAAUAAUGCUGUGUAUUGCCUUGUUUGCGGAGAGUACGUGUACGAUGUGGAUAUCGAUCGAGUGAUUAUAAAUGAGCAACGACAAGCUGCGUUAAGUGACCUUAAACGUUCAGAUCCCAGUAAUUUCCGGCGUACCGCAUUUUCCGAGUGGGUACCGGAUGGUACCGAGAAGGCGAUACUUAAUCAACAUUCCAAACGACCAAGGUUAACCGAAUACAGCUCUUUAGGUCUGCGCGGUCUCAACAAUUUAGGCAACACGUGCUUUAUGAGCUGUGUGCUACAAGCGUUUGUACACAAUCCACCGCUGCGCAAUUUCUUCCUCAGUGGAUCGCACCGUAAAGACCGAUGUAUGCGCCGAUUGAGUGGCGACUCCAAAGUGUGCCUAGUGUGCGAAUUAAAUCUCAUAUUCACGCAGUUCUUCAAAGGAGAGAUCAAACCAUAUUCACCACAUCAGUUGCUGCAUUCGGUGUGGACCCAUGCACAUCAUUUGGCGGGCUACGAGCAACAAGAUGCACACGAGUUCUUCAUCACAUUCUUAAACGGUCUCCAUCUCCAUUUUCAAGGGACAUCAAAAAACUGCAAGUGUAUCAUCCAUCGCAUUUUUACUGGCGCAAUACAGUCGGAUCUAAGGUGUUUGAGCUGCGGAACUGUCAGCGCUACAAUCGAACCUUUCUGGGAUAUAUCGUUGGAUCUUCAUUCGACAAAUAAUUACAAACAAGCAGGGAGCAGCGUUCCUCAGUCGCUUAUAGAGUGUCUGGAGAGGUUCACACAUCCUGAAAAGUUAGGAAGUGACUCAAAGCUUAUGUGCGGCACCUGCAAAAGUUUACAGGAGCGGAGCAAACAAUUAACUCUACUGCACUUGCCAGUCGUCGUUUGCUUCCAUCUCAAGAGAUUUGGCAGCUACUCGAAUACAUCUACGAAAAUCAAAACGAGGAUAGACUUCCCGUUGCAUCUGGAUGUCGGCCCAUACUUAUCCACAGAUGAACCAAGUGAAAUUUCAAAUCAAAAUGUUACCAUAAAUGGGAGGGGAAAAUGUACGCACCAACAAGGAAGUCUAUCUAAAACGAGGGCAGACUAUUCCUUGUUCUCUGUUGUGAACCAUCACGGCACACUACACUCUGGCCACUACACAAGCUUUGUCAGGCAUGCGGAUCAGCAGUGGUUCCGGUGCGACGACUCGGUAAUUACGCACGCUCGGGUAGAAGAUGUACUUACGAGCGAAGGCUAUCUUCUCUUCUAUAUCAAAGAUGAAUUGGAAUAUGUAGAGAAACCAGAACUACCUACCGGUUGAUUUUUUGUUGGGUGUUUAGCGAGCGGCUGUCAUUCCGCUGAGCCUAUGAUUGCCUCUGUGUGAUAAAUUAACUCGCACGCACAUCGACAUAUUUAAAUAAAUGUAGUUUACGUAAAAUGGCUGGGAAACUGAUUCCGUAAAGAGUUUUGAUAUGAAUUGUUUUCAGAGUCAAGACGGAGAGGAAACUCAUUAAAAAAAUAACGCAG